Solanum pennellii is the source of this 1979-nucleotide messenger RNA. RefSeq lists its product as uncharacterized. Gene Ontology annotation, molecular function: exopolyphosphatase activity. The coding region runs from base 647 to 1891 and encodes 414 amino acids. The record is from RefSeq and is a predicted model, not a curated record. NCBI's taxonomy places the organism in Eukaryota, Viridiplantae, Streptophyta, Magnoliopsida, Solanales, Solanaceae. Gene Ontology annotation, cellular component: cytoplasm. The transcript is spliced from 9 exons.
UUUGAGAAGUGCUUGUUUCGUUGAAUUCAUCUACUGCAGUAGAGAAGGAACAAAUCCUAAUUUAGAGAGCAGUCAAUUUCAGGGGGGAAGUGUGUCUGCGACCAUCUGACAAUUUGAGUCUUACACUGGUUGAGCUUAAUUGUAAGUUUGUUUGCAUCUGGAUGCAGAUGUUGGAUCUGUUGCUUCAACCAUAAUGUAUGCUUUUUACUUGAAUGAAACAUUAAAUGAUGACAAGUUAUGCACUGUGCCUGUCAUCAACAUGAAAAGGUCGGAUGUUCAUUCUCAUGCUGAGCUCAGAUGGCUACUUGAUUCUUGCUUUGUUGAUGAAUCUUCCUUAAUUUUCGUUGAUGAGGUAUGUUCCAUUCUAUAUAUAAAGUUAGGAAAGGAAAUGAAAUUUAAGUCUAGAUUCUCUAGAAUUACGUCCACAUAAUAAAUGAAAACCAGGAAUGUAAUAUACUCAAAAUAUGAUCAACUAAUUUGUUCUUAUUAAAUUGAUAACUUGAUAUUAUUUGAACAGAUUGACCUGUCCUACUAUGAAUUAUAUGGGAGUCUUCAACUUGUUUUAGUCAAUUGUAGCAAGCUUCCAGCUAAUCAGGAGGUACGCAUUCUUUUCAAGGGUGCUGAAUUCCUAUUAAUCAGUUAACUGAUGAUUACUUACUGCUUACUGUAUCAGGCAUUAAAGGAUGCAGUGGUUGAAAUCUUCAAUUGCAGAGAGGAAGAUACACCUUAUUCUUCAGUUGCUGCUGUAACCAUUGGGAAGGAGGCAUCAUGCUGCACUCUUAUUGCUGAUAAGUUUGUACUAACUUCACCAGAGAUACUAGUGGGUCAAUGGUUUAGUCGACUUCUGUUGGCAGGUAUACUCAUGGAUACUGGAAAUUUGACAAACUCACAGACUACAACAAAGGAUAAGUACAUGACCACUUUAUUGAUAAAUGGGGCAGGUCGAUUUGGAUGCAAUGGUCUUUAUGAAAUCUUGAGAUACAAAAUGCAUGAUGCAGCUGAUGCCAGACGAGGAGAGGUUUCUCGAAAAGAUAUUAAAAGAUUGUCAAAAUCAGAUGCAGCUGAUCCCAGAGUUGGAGAAGUCUUAGACAAAGAUAUUAAGAAAUUGUCAAAAAUCAAUGUAGCUGACCCCGGAGUAGGAGAAGUUUUACAAAGAGAUGCUAAGAAGUCAUCAAAACUCAAUGCAGCUGACCCCGGAGUACGGGAAAAUUUACAAAGAGAUACUAAGAAAUUAUCAAAAUCCGAUGCAGCUGACCCAGGAGUAGGAGAAGUGUUACAAAAAGAUACUAAGAAAUCGUCAAAAUCAGAGGAAGCUGAUCACAGAGCAGAAGAAGUUUUACAAAAAGAUAUCAAGAAGUUGUCAAAGUCAGAUACAGCUGAGCCCAGAAUGGAAGAAGUUCUACGAAAAGAAAAUAUAAAUUUGCCAAAAUCGGAUGUAGCUGACCCCAGAACAGGAGAAGUUUUACGGAAAGAUAUUAAAAGAUGGUCAAAAUCAGGGAAACCUGGUGGUACAGGAUCAAGAAUGGGGAACUCAAAUAUUGGAAUGAGUUCAGUCGGAAUAUCUAUAGGAGAGCUCUUAACACAUCACUCUACUUCAGCUGAAAACAUAAGAAGUUUCCAGCAACUAGAGAAGCUUCACAUCCUCUUGAUCGUUUCAGGGUAUUAUGAUGCAGAGAAUAGUUUCAAGAGGGAGAUUCUAGUCUCAGCUGAAUCUGCUGAGCUUAUGAAAAGCCUGCUCCAUUUUAUCUACUCCUAUGCGAAUUUACUUCCACUCAGAGCUUUGCGCCAAUCAGGUCUACCUGCUGAGAUGAGGGUGUUUGAGAUCGAAAAAAUUGUAUCAAGGAAGACGAUUGAGAAACUUCUGGAAGAAUUCAAUGAGAGAGCAAAAUAAUACUACAAAGUUUACAGGUCAUUCCACAUUUGUUGUUGCAUUAACAAUAUUUCAUGUCCAAUAAUAACAGUCAACAGUACGCAUGUGU